Molecule: messenger RNA, 2866 nt
Organism: Trifolium pratense (red clover)
Lineage: Eukaryota; Viridiplantae; Streptophyta; Magnoliopsida; Fabales; Fabaceae
Product: protease 2
Exons: 11
Coding region: 35-2440 (801 amino acids)
Biological process (GO): proteolysis
Molecular function (GO): serine-type endopeptidase activity
Source: RefSeq, a predicted model, not a curated record
AACUCUUACGUUACUAGUGUGUGCAGAGUGACUAAUGAGUUUGAAUUCGAAAAUCACUUCCAUGGCACACCGCCUCUUCGUUCAUCUUCCUCAUUCCCACGCCAGACUCCCACUCAUCACCUCCUCCUUCUUCUCUACACGCUGCCUCCGCCCUUCCGCUCCAUUUCCGCCGCAACCUCCACCGUCCCCAAAGAAAAUCCCAUUCACGGUAUCUGCUCACGGGAGGACAUGGCAGGACCCAUAUCACUGGAUGUCUAACACAGAGGAUCCCCAUCUAUUGGAACAUCUUAACCGUGAAAACAGCUAUACCAACGCAUUCAUGGCUGAUACUCUCAAACUCUGCUCCCAAUUGUCUACUGAGAUGAAAACUCGUUUACCUCCUUCUAUUUCCACUCCUCCUGAGCGUUGGGGACCUUGGUUGUAUUAUCAGUACAUUCCAGAGGGAAAGGAAUAUCCUGUGCUUUGUAGGAAGCUGGAAACAGAGAGAAGUGGUUGGUUGAAGACAUUUUUGUUUCGGCAUGGAAUGACAAGAUCGAAAAACGAGGAGGUUUUGCUUGACUGGAAUGAACUCGCAGAGAGAUAUGGGUAUGUCCACGUGGGAACAUGUAGAGUUUCACCUGAUCAUAACUACCUUGCAUACACAGUUGACACCUCUGGUGGUGAACGAUUUGUGCUUCAGGUUAAAGACCUUAGAAGUGGACUAAAUGACCCAAAAGUAGAAGUUGAUGGUGUUGUUAGCUUGGCUUGGUCUCGAGAUGCAAGUUCCCUUUUUUAUACUCAAUCAGAUGAAAAUCACCGACCUUACAGGGUUCUCUGCAGAAAAUUAGGAUAUGAUCUUGUGAAUGAUCUCCCAGUAUUUACAGAAAGCGAUUCCAGUUUUUGUGUGGACAUAACAAGCACAAAGGAUGGCAAGUUCAUUACUGUGAAUUCAAACUCAAGGACUUCAUCUGAGGUUUAUGUUAUAGAUUCCGGCAAUCCAAUGGAUGGUUUACAAAGACUAUGUGAACGUACUUCUGGUGUACAGUAUUUUGUAGAACAUCACUCUGGUCUAUUUUAUAUUCUUACUAAUGCUCCUUUGCCUGAUGGUAAAUGGUUUGGCGAUGAGUAUUACCUUGUUAGGUGCCGAGUUGAAGAUAUACAGUCGCCUAAAUUACAGAAUAUCAUCCUUCCUGAUAAAGAUACAAGGCUAUGUGAUAUGGACAUCUUUAAUGGACAUCUGGUUCUUUUCCUCAAUAAGAAAGGUCUUCCUAUGUUAUGUUCCUUGAACUUACCUUUCCAAAUUGAUUUCAAGGAUGAAGUAUAUCUUCAAGACCUGAAACCUUGGUACUUUCCUAUGCCAUCAAAUACAUGCAGUGCCAUUCCUGGUUCAAAUCACGACUUCCUGAAUGCAGUUUACCGUGUGGUGCUUUCAUCACCUGUGAUGCCAGAUGUUAUUGUUGACUAUGACAUGUCGAGACAGACAUAUUCAAUUGUGCAUCAAGAGGAAGUGAAUUGUGAUUCUGUUGGUCAGUCACGCAUCCCACCUUUUGAGCUUAUUAAUAAUAAAAUUCAAGAGCCAUGCAACGAUAAAAAGGAGUGUGCCUCGGAUUCUGAUUCACAAAGAUGGAAGGAUUUUUCAGAAGUAUACUGUUGUCAGCGAGAGGAAGUUGUUUCCCAUGAUGGUGUAAAAGUUCCACUAACCAUUGUGUACUCUAGGGAAUUCUGGCAAAAGGGUCAACGCCCAGGACUUUUAAUAGGCUAUGGAGCAUAUGGAGAAGAUGUUGAUAAGAGCUGGUUUUCGGAUCGCCUGAGUUUAUUGGACCGUGGUUGGGUUGUGGCAUUUGCUGAUGUAAGAGGUGGUGGUGGUGGAGGUCGUUCAUGGCAUAAAUCCGGGAGUGGAUUAAACAAACACAAUUCAAUAUCUGACUUUGUAUCUUGUGGCAACUACCUGGUUAAUGAGGGUUACGUCCACAGAGAUCAGCUUGGUGCUAUUGGUUGGAGUGCUGGCGGCCUUCUUGUUGGUGCAGCUAUGAAUAUGCAUCCACAACUCUUUCGUGCCGCCAUAUUAAAGGUGCCAUUUCUUGAUGUAUGCAACACUUUGUUGGAUCCAAGUCUGCCCCUUACAAUCCUGGAUUAUGAAGAAUUUGGAGAUCCUCAAAUUCAAUCGAACUUCAAUUCUAUUUUUAGUUUUUCUCCUUACGACAACAUCCCUCAAGGUUGUUGCUUUCCUUCAGUUAUGGUUACAGCAGCAGUUAAUGAUUCAAGGGUUGGAGUUUGGGAAGGUGCUAAGUGGGUAGCUAAAGUACGAGAUAGUACCUGCUCUCAUUGUUCUCGUGGUGUCAUCAUGAAAACAAGUAUGAUAGGUGGCCAUUUUGGUGAAGGUGGUCGCUAUGCUCAGUGCGACGAAACAGCUUAUGAGUAUGCUUUCUUCAUGAAAGCUUUUGGAAUGUUAAAUGAAUAAGUUAAUAUAUUAUGCCAGCUUCAGCAAGGUUAUUUUUUACUAGUGGAAGAGUUUUCAUGGAAAAAAGGAUGAGUUAUUUGAUCCUCCUAGUCAGUGCAUAGUCAAUCUUCAGAGAUGCAAGAUGCAGGCAAGUUUCAACAUCUAUAUUAUGUAGGUUUUAUCUUUGUAGGUAAAUUUACCGAACUCUAUUUUUACAUGAUAUAAAUUGUGACACUCUGAUGUGGAUUCAUUUGUGGGAAAAUGCAUCAGAAAAAGGAAUAGCACUAAUUCUGAUGAUGAGAAUUAGUUGUUAGGAAUUACGGUAUUAUUUUAUUUAUCUUUUUAAUUUUGAAUUUUAGUAUCAUUAGGGAUAGGAUUUAUUGUUAGAACAAAUUAUCCUAUAAAAUAGGUAAUAAUUAUUAGUAUUUAAAUGAUAUUUUGGAUAAA